Fulvia fulva is the source of this 771-nucleotide messenger RNA. RefSeq names its product Putative triosephosphate isomerase. The coding region runs from base 1 to 771 and encodes 256 amino acids. Gene Ontology annotation, cellular component: cytosol. Gene Ontology annotation, biological process: glycolytic process; gluconeogenesis; glyceraldehyde-3-phosphate biosynthetic process. Gene Ontology annotation, molecular function: triose-phosphate isomerase activity. The transcript has a single exon. NCBI's taxonomy places the organism in Eukaryota, Fungi, Ascomycota, Dothideomycetes, Mycosphaerellales, Mycosphaerellaceae. The record is from RefSeq and is a predicted model, not a curated record.
AUGCCACCCCUCCCUUCUAAGCGCGAGAAGCGCAUCGUAGGCACCUCCCUCAAGAUGUACUUCGACCUCCCCUCCACACUCCGCUACAUCGAAUCGGUAGCAGAGCUCUCAUCAGCCGCCGACGCAGCGAAUGUCGACUUCUUCGUCAUACCAGACUUCGUCACUCUUCUCUCAGCAAAAGAACGCUUGGCUGGCACGAAUGUCAUACUAGGAGCACAGGACACUUGGCACGAGGCCAGAGGAGCCUUCACUGGUGAGGUCAGCCCUUUAACGCUGAGCCAAGCAGGCGUGAAGGUAGUAGAGAUCGGUCACGCAGAGCGGCGAAAGCUGUUUGGAGAGACGGACGAAGAUGUCGCGAAGAAGGCAGCUGCGAUUGUGAGGAAUGGCAUGAUCCCGCUUGUGUGCAUUGGUGAGAAGAAGAAGGGAGAGGUCGCGUCACAGGCUGUGGGAAUUGCUGUGAGUGAAUGCAAGCCGCAGAUAGAGGCUGCACUAUCGCAGAUACCGGAUGAUGCGGAGGUGAUUCUGGCGUAUGAGCCUGUAUGGGCUAUCGGUGCUGCUGAGCCUGCGGGAGCCGAUCAUGUUGUGGCUGUUACACAAAAUCUCAGAGCACUGUGCGCGGAUAGGAAGGGGAGGACGAGGAUACUGUACGGUGGCUCAGCUGGGCCAGGCACUUUCGAGAAUCUGAAGGAGGGUGUGGAUGGGUGCUUUUUGGGACGAUUCGCGCAUGAUGUGAAGAACUUGGAGAAAGUCAUACAAGAGAUGAAGACAUGA